Messenger RNA from Suillus bovinus, 582 nucleotides. RefSeq lists its product as uncharacterized. The transcript has 5 exons. The coding region runs from base 1 to 582 and encodes 193 amino acids. The record is from RefSeq and is a predicted model, not a curated record. NCBI's taxonomy places the organism in Eukaryota, Fungi, Basidiomycota, Agaricomycetes, Boletales, Suillaceae.
AUGACUCAUUUACAUCUGAUGUAUCCAAAUGCUGGAGCAUGUGAAGUUGUAAGCUUGCUAUUUCAUGAAUGGAAUAUGAGUGUGUCCAGGAGCAUUGUAAUAUCCUAUUUCCAUACAUACAAGCCAGAUCUUGUUUGCCAGCUCGACCAACACGACAAGUGGCUGAGGUACGGUCUUGGCCUCCAUACUGGCAUCGAGCCAUUCUCGGGGCGCAUUAUGUGGAUGAGAGUCUGGCACUCAAACCGGAACCCACAGCUGAUCCUUAGUUACUAUCUUGACACAAUCCAGACACUCGGGCAUAAGUCAUUCUUUCUGCACAUGCCUAUGGUGACCCAGAGCGACCCUGGGUCUGAAAACUAUGGAAUUGCUAAUGCCCAUACUAUGCUACAUCAGUGGCAUGAUCCUGCCUUGCAGGGUAGCCUACAACACCGCUGGAUGAGGACAAAGAAAAACGUAAUGCCGGAGAUAAUGUGGUCACAGAUGCGGUGUUGUUUCACACCUGGAUUUGAGCCCAACAAACAUGGCUGUCCCCAAAAAAAGCAAUUACAGCCCCCCAGUGGUACACAGGUGGAAGAUCCUUGA